GUGCUAACCACUGAGCUACCGUGCCACCACCAAUCUGAGUCUCAAGCAUGUAUAGUUUCCCAGCAUUUCCUUCCCACCUUUCUUAAAUAGUGACACAAAGUUAGCCAAAGUCCAGUCUUCCCACGCCUCCCUGGCUGCUGAUGACAGAAAUAUCUCAGUAAGGAGGCCACCAAUCACUUCUUUAGCUUCUCCUGCAACAUCUCCCCAUUUAAAUUAAAGCUCUUUAUUGACUCUUCCUGACCAGCAUCACAAUCUCCACUUUAUGCUGCAUUGGACAAAGUUUUACUCACUCACUGGCCAUUUCCGACAUUCUUUUUUCUUCAUUCAUUCACGGGAUGAGGGCAUCGCAGGCUUGACCAGCGUUUACUGCCCAUCUCGAAUUGCUCAGAGGGCAGUUCAGAGUCAACCACAUUGCCGCGGGUCUGGGCUCACAUGAAGGCCUGACCAGGUCAGGAUAUCAGUUUCCUUCCCUAAUAUUAGUGCACCAGAUUGGUUUUUCCAACAAUCAAUUCACGGUCAUCAUUAAGCUCUUAAUUCCAGAUAUUUAUUGAGUUCAAAUUCCACAAUCUGCUGUAACAGGAUUGGAACCCAUCCCCAGAACAUCACCUGGGUCUCCGGAUUAACAAUCUAGAGAUAAUACCACUAGGUCAUUGCACAUCGCACAUGUUGAACACCCCUCGCAUCUUCUUUACAAAUGACCACUUUCGCUUCUGUUCAGUUUCACAGUCACGUUUUGCCCUGUCGAAUAUUUAGGCCAGCCAUCUGAAUCUUUAGUAAAGACCGAAAGAACUGUGGAUGCAAUGAACCAGAAACAAAAAGAGAAAUGGCUUGAAAAGCACUGGGGAGAUAAAUCAGAAUUCACAUUUCCCGAUCGAGUCACCGUUCCGCAGAACACAAGAAGGGUCUAGGCCCGAAAAGUCAGCUUUCCUGCUCCUAUGAUGCUGCUUGGCCUGCGGUGUUCAUUCCAGCUCAGAUUCUCUGUUAUCUCAGAUUCUCCAACAUCUGCAGUUCCUACUAUCUCUGAAACAACGUUAACGCUGAUUUGUUUCCGCUGAUGCUGCCAGACACGCUGAGUUUCUUUUCCAGCAAAUAUCUGAUUCUUUAAGCCUUAAUGUAACAAACACUGUGUGAAGAAUGAGGAGAGGGGGAGGCUUAGCAAAUAAAUCAACUGACUACUCCUUUCAGCCACAUCUUUGCACAGCAUCCCGCAUUUCCACCCUUGUCUCGCAAAUUUGUCGAUUAGGACCACAACAGACUGCACCAUUCAAACUGUUACAUCGACCACGCAGCGGGCAUCCGGGAGGCAUCGCGCGCCGUUGAUUGAAGGGCUUCAUCAUUGGCCAAUAGAAAGCACGGGAGGACCGGAAGCAAGCUGGUCCUCCAGCCAAUCAGCUAACCUAAUUUCUAAAUGUAGAGGUUGGACAAUGUAUUUCUGACACAGCUCAUUCCUGCCCAGCGAAGUUGGUGCCACUGUUCUCCUCUCUCCGAAUGAAGACCCAGAGUGAAGCAUCCUCCUCUUGUCAAUCAUCUGAAAUUGGAAGUGGAAGAUUUGAAGGAAGCAUUCUGAAACUGACGUAAUCUGAAAUCACUCAAUUUGUCAGGAGGUGAACGUCAUAGAUGUCUAACUGUGGAUGUUUCUCCGUUCUGCCUGCUUUAAAUGUUUCAAAAAUCGAUUUGACUGGAAAGGGACUGUGAUGCACACACACCCGAGUGAGAGAGUUUCAGUGCACUGACAGUGAAAAAAGCUCAGUUCAACAGUCUGGAAAAAACAAAUUGUACAUUUCAUGGCAGAAUAGACCAUUGAUAUGUUCUGUGUGUGGACAAAGCUUCAACUGAUUAUUAAACCUGGAGAGAGAAUGAAAACACUCUCAGCAUGAGUAAAUCCUGGAAAUGUGGCUACUGUGGGAAGGGAUUCCAUUACCCGUCUGCACUUGAGAUUCAUGAGCGGAGACACACUGGAGAGAGGCCAUUCACCUGUUUUGUGUGUGAGAAAGGAUUCAGUGCUGUCUCGAAUCUGCUGACACACCAGAAGGUUCACAUUGUGGAGAGGGCAUUCACCUCUGACUGUGGGAACGGACCCGCUGAUGCUUCCACCCCGCUGACAUGCAAGCGGGUUCACACCAAGAAGAGGGAAUUCCCCUGCUCUGAUUGUGGGAAGGGAUUCAGCAGCUCGGCCAACCUGCUCAGGCACAGACGGGUUCACACCGGGGAGAGGCCUUACACUUGUUGUGAGUGUGGGAAGCAGUUUGCUCAGUCGGCUGGCCUGGUUAUUCAUCAACGGAUUCACACUGGGGAAAGGCCGUUUACCUGCUCUCAGUGUGGGAAGGGAUUCUCCGAUUCGCAUACCCUGCUGCAACAUGAACGGAUUCACACUGGCGAGAGGCCUUUUAUCUGCUCUCAGUGCGGGAAGGGAUUCACGCAGGUAUCCAACCUGCAAGCACACCAGCGAGUUCACACUGGGGAGAGACCAUUCACCUGCUCUCAGUGUGGAAAGGGAUUCACGCAUUUGUCCAGCCUGCAAAUACACCAACGAAUUCACACUGGGGAGCGGCCAUUCACCUGCUCUCAGUGUGGGAAGGGAUUCUCUCGAUUAUCCAGCCUGCAGAAACACCAGCGAAUUCACACCGGGGAGCGACCAUUCAACUGCCCUCAGUGUGGGAAGGGAUUCACACAGUUAUCCAACCUGCAGAGACACCAGCGAGUUCACACCAGGGAGAGACCAUUCACCUGCUCUCAGUGUGGCAAGGGAUUCACACAGUCAUUGCACCUGCAAGCACACCAGCAAGUUCACACUGGGGAGAGGCCGUUCACCUGCUCUCAGUGCGGGAAGGAAUUCACGUGUUCAUCCCGCCUGCAGAGACACCAGCGCGUUCACACCAGGGAGAGAUCAUUCAACUGCUCUCUGUGUGGGAAGGGAUUUACACAGUCAUCCCACCUGCAAGCACACCAGCGUGUUCACACAGGGGAGAGGCCGUUCACCUGCCCUCAGUGUGGGAAGGGAUUCACAUGCUCAUCCCACCUGCAGAGACACCAACGAGUUCACACCGGGGAGAAGUUGUUCACGUGCUCUCAGUGUGGUAAGGGAUUCUCUCAGUUAUCCAACCUGCAAGCUCACCAGCGUGUUCACACUGGGGAGAGGCCAUUCACCUGCUCUCAGUGUGGUAAGGGAUUCACACACUUAUCGAACCUGCUGAGACACCAGCGAGUUCACACUGGGGAUAGGCCGUUCACCUGCUCUCAGUGUGGGAAAAGAUUCACACAGUUAUCCAACCUGCAGAAACACCAGCGAGGCCACAAGUAACCGCAGGAGUGCAUUCUGCUGUUUGUGCUGCUGCCCAUCACAUUUCAGGAGUGAACCAUGUUCAUUCUGCCAGAGGGUGAAAUGGGAGUUUCAGUGGAUUUCUUUCUGCUGGACUGGCCACCCUCACCACUUGCAUCCACUCAGUUGGAUGCCUUAAAUUUUAUAUGAAUCACUGAAGGAAGGGAAGAUUUGGAAGAGAGGUGUUUGUUAGUUUGCACUUCGUUUUCUCUAAUAUCGUGCUACCUUGGCAUGGAGAUGGUCAUGUCUGGCGGUUGUUUCAUUUAAUUUCAUAACACAAAGUAAUUUGAAAGGUUUGCGGUCUGGUUCUACACAGCUUUCCCGAUCAAAUGUGCCAGCCCGUUUACAACAGGCCUACACAGCUGGCGUCCAAAGCCAGGGAGACUCUUCGAAGGUCAACGGAAGUCACAAUGACUUCUGAGGUCGCAGUAGACAACAUCUCAUGAUAUAUGUUGGAUUGAAAUUUCCCAAUUGGUUCAGUGGCCUCCACCAAUUAGGAGGUCUCUUGUUGGGUACCUCACUGAGGAUCGUCUCCUUUUGUUACAUUUGUAACACUUCUGACCCAGAACACUGUGGAAAAGAGAGUUUGAUUUACAAAGUGGACUUAAUUCAACCGGAGUUUGACAAGCCCAUCUGUCUGUUAGCUCAUCCGCUAGCCAGGAGGACUUCAGCCACGUGUACAGAGCUCUCCGUUAGAUUAAAACACAGAUUGAAAAGGUUAAAUAGGAUUUCAAAGCAAGGGGUCAUUCAAAAAAAGCACAUCUUUUUCCACAUAAAUGUGUGGAGGAGCUAUGCAUUCCAUGGGAGCAGAACCAAGGAUUCAACGUGUUGAGAUGGAGGGGUGUGUGUGGUGAGAGUAUGUGGAUGAAAUCUCAGGCCUGGGGAGAAUGACCAUGGAGAGCAAAGACUGACAAUUGGAAUGGCGUGUGGGGCUGAAGACUUUGCAAGAAGUGAAGCUGAAGGUCUGUUCAGGAGUUCAGGACAAGUGAUUUUUUUUUUGAAAUGUUCUCUUUAUCCAAUACCCAGUAGGCCUUACUGGUGGUGAGACAUUGGAAUAAACAAUAACAGCAAGUGAGAGAGAGGAGAGGUGCAUUAAUCUCGCGGACAAAAUUCAAGGUGCUAAAAGGGCAAUUAAUCAGUCUGGCAAGAUAUUCUAACCUACCAUAAGGCAGGUCAGUCUUUGCCUAGAAUAGCUUCUUAUGUUGUUCAUUCACGUGGGAACUAGUCACGGAAGGCACCUGAACAUGUGAAAAGUUGGCAUUUCAUUUGGAAUCGCUGAGGGGAAAAGAAGCUAGAAGAUUUGCUGAGCUCGGAUCUUGCGCUAAAGAGGGAAGCUUCUGAGGAAACCAGUCCCCUCCAAUGCAUUUACCACGAGUGAAAAUAGAUGUGAAGGAUUAUGAAAUAUUUACUUUGUUGCAACAGUCACUCCAGAUGUCCAAGAAAACCAAGGAAGAUUUUUGUUCAGAGUUGCUGUCUCAGCUGACAUCUUAUUAGGGAAAGAUUUGGAUGUUUUUGAAAAAGUUCAUUGUGCAGGUUAUCGUGGGGAAAAGUGUGUUGAGGGUAUUCAUCAGAGCACAACUGGAAUAUUGUAAACUGUUUUGGGCCCCUGAUUAAAGGAGAUAUGUACUGGCAUCGAAGGCCAUCCAGGGCAUGUUCAUUCGUCUGAUACGAUCUAUGGAUAGACUGUGAAGAGGAGAUGAUAAAUAGGUUGGGCCUGCACUUGUUGGAACACAGAAGAAUGAUAUGUUACCUUACUGAAAUAGAGAGGAUUAUUAGGGGUUUUAACAGAGUAGAUGUAAUAAGCUUGUUUCCCCUUGUCGGAGAGUCUAAGACCACAAUGCGUAAUCACAGAAUAUUGAGCCAUUUAUCUGAGGCAGAGAUGAGGAAUUUCUUCUCGAGUAGCGAUUCAGGAACUAUUAUCACCAAGGACUGAUGAGGUUGGAUUAUUAAGUAUUUUGAAGGCUGAUAUAGGCAGAUUUUUAAUCAGGAAGGCAUUCAGUGGUUUUAGGGAAAAGGCAGGGCCGUGCAGUUGAGGAUUUUCCAAUCAAUCGUGACCACAUUUAAUUGCUGACCAGACUUGAUGGGCUGAAUGGCCUACAUCUGCUCCUUUGUCUUAUUGCCUGUUGUUCAGAGUGAAUUGAAAUUGUUCUGUGAGAAUAGAGUCGAGAAACGUAAGCUUAGAUUCCACAUUAAUCAGUGCAUUUAAUACAGGGAAAUUACUUUGUGAGCUGCUUCCACAGUCUUGAAGAGCUACAGUUUGGAAAUUACUCCUAUCCAUGAUAACUCCUUGACAUUUGGAAUCCUGCUCAGCAUGGAACUGGUAAAAAGAUUAGAAAAGUAAAAUAUUUAGCCCAAUAAUGGACUUCACAAAAGCUGCAGACCUACCUGCAGAAUCUCAAAUUUAAAAUUUUCAAAAGAAUAGACAAGGACGUUCAUAAUUGUGUUCAAAGCAGCAGAUAUUUUUUGUCCCUGCCAUGCUGAAACAAUACAAGAUACAACAUGUAGAUAACCGUUUCCGAAAAGAGCAUUUUAUACCUCAGCAUGAUGUGGAAGAAUCAAUUCAGAGUUAAAUUUUUUUUUUCUUUUGAAUGGGGAUCACGAGAAGGAAAACCAGAAUUCAAACCAUCCACUUGAACAUAAGCAUGCAUUGGAAUAAUGUGACUAGUGAAGAUUGUAAGCAACCAUGAAAGAAUUACAGGUCUUUGACAGAAAGGAAAAAAAAACUUUUUAUCCAGCCAGCUCUGGCAAUAUAGACAGUAGAACAUUUGCAGAGAGAAAGAUUCUGGAAAUCUUAGGUAUCAGAAUGAGAAACUGGGGAGAAACCAAAUUCCUGUGGCAUACAUUUGAGUUGAUCUCUUCAGGAAGUGAAUGAACCUUCAUGAGGUAAAGGUCCUUGGGUGGAAAAGUAAAAACUGAAUUCAAAACAGUACAUCGAUAUUUAUGAUUGUGUUGUUAGGAUACUUCUUUGUUUAACUUUCAUUUACACAAUAAAGUUCGUUUUUGUUAAACAAUGUGAAA
This is a messenger RNA of Stegostoma tigrinum, 6337 nucleotides long. Its product is annotated as gastrula zinc finger protein XlCGF57.1-like. Bases 1874 to 3301 code for a protein of 475 amino acids. NCBI's taxonomy places the organism in Eukaryota, Metazoa, Chordata, Chondrichthyes, Orectolobiformes, Stegostomatidae. Gene Ontology annotation, molecular function: DNA-binding transcription factor activity, RNA polymerase II-specific; RNA polymerase II cis-regulatory region sequence-specific DNA binding. The transcript has 2 exons. The record is from RefSeq and is a predicted model, not a curated record. Gene Ontology annotation, biological process: regulation of DNA-templated transcription.